Messenger RNA from Phyllopteryx taeniolatus (common seadragon), 6425 nucleotides. It is a transcript of the gene prdm10, whose product is annotated as PR domain containing 10. The transcript is spliced from 23 exons. Gene Ontology annotation, molecular function: protein binding. Gene Ontology annotation, cellular component: nucleus. Lineage: Eukaryota; Metazoa; Chordata; Actinopteri; Syngnathiformes; Syngnathidae. The record is from RefSeq and is a predicted model, not a curated record. Bases 1415 to 4936 code for a protein of 1173 amino acids.
CGGUUUAUACCACGUUUUGUUCACAAUGUCAGCACGUAGCCGACGACGCGUGGACUGAGAUGUUAUCCGUUCCUGUUUUAUCGGCCUUCCAGCGGCACUAUAAGGCCGAAAUGCUAACACUGAAACGGCCUCGUUUCUACUACGCUAAUAUUUGUGGUAUGGUCCGUUUGGGACCGACAACCUGGGGGGUUAAAGCGGGGGUAAACCUAGAUUAUCAAUUAGGUUAGUUCGAUUACUAUAUCUGUCAAUUAAUUUGUAUUUUCAUCCCACACAAUUGCUAUUGUACCCAAAGGCGUCUACGUUUGGGCACCGGUUCCCCGAAUGCCUCGCCAGCAAACCUUAGCCGCUCUUGGUGCGCUUUACCCCCGCUUCGAGUGCGUCGUGUGACCGCUCUGCAUGGGGACGAUGGAGCACGCUGCUCGCUUGCUUUUGGCGUGUUGACGACCUGUGCACAUCCCCAAAAUACACAUUUCAAUUGCCCUAGAUCAGGGCUCACCAACCUUUUUGAAACAGAGAGCUAUUUCUUGGGUACUGAGUAAUGCCAAGUGCUACUAGUUUUAUACACACUUCUGAAAUGACAAAUAUGCUCAAACUACCUUUAAUAAUAUGUUAUAAGUAUACUUUAUCGUGAAUAAUUAAUGAUAUUCAUUUAUGUGAAGACACUGAUCAUGCUAAUGAUUUCUCACAGUAGUUAGGAAACUGAUAAAUAUCAAUAUACAACACUUCUCUGCCAGUGUUUACAUUUUCAAAUGAUCACUACUGCACCAUUUCUAGAAAAUCACAAUGUCCCAUCAAUGGUAGGCAAAUCUUUUGAACAGGCCCACUGGUCUUGGGGGCCACCUGGUGCCCGCGGGCACCACAUUUUUGACCCCUGUCCUAGAUGUUUGUAUUCAACAUUCAUAUAUUUUUAAGCUUCUGCAUGAUUCCGUGUAAGCAUAAAAUACACUUAACGGUUGCACCUAGACAAUCUCAUGAGAUCUAGUGCAAGAUUUGGCAUCUAAACUUAAUUAAGCCAAGGCACACAUUUUACAUGAGAAGAAUCUCACAGCACAGCACCAAGUAAAAAGGCUAUACGCUACUGUACAGGAGUUCCUUGUUUAUCGUGGGGGGGAUAACGAAAAUCUUUGAAGUAGUGACUGUGUAUUUAUUUUAUUAUUUAUAUAUUUUAAAGCUUUAUGCAAAACACAAAUACAACAUAUGCAUGUGAGGUGCAGUUAUUAUUUUUGACCACUUGGGAUCAGCAUUGUCAAGUUCUUCACUGUAGUAUCUGUGACUUUGAAUGUGUGUGGCUUUAAAAGGCAGGGCUUGGCCUGUUGAGUGACGUGGGAGGCAGUGAAUGAGAAUGUGUUCCAGGUUGUCUCACUGCGGCCUGCGGUGAUUGGCGACUACCACGAGGCCCGGCAGGUGUGUUGCCAUGGAUGCCAAGCCGGAGCCCACCACCGUGUGGAGUCAGUCCGCGAACACGGACUCAGCCGACGCCACACAGGUUCAUUUUGAAGGUGAAACGGUGGCACAGAUAGUGUACAGCGGAGAUGGCUGCGGUCAGGCGGAGCGGGAGCAGCAGCAGGUUGUGUACACGGCCGACGGCAGUUCGUACACCUCGGUGGAGUCGGCCGAGCACACGCUGGUCUACAUUCACCCUGCGGAUGGCACCCAGGCCGUGUUUGCAGAUCAACCUCAAGUGGCGUACAUCCAGCAGGACGGCACGACUCAGCAGGUGGCGGUUUUGCUUCCAAGCGGCCAGAACAUGAAUGCCGCCAGUCUGCACGUCCUCAGCAAUGUCGCCGAAGCACCGCAAGCCACCCUGGAACUGGUGUCCCAGGAGCAGAUGUCCGUAUCCAACUCGCUAGCCUCCAUGGUGGACCCCCCGUCUAGCCCAGUCGGGGCCAUGGACACCACGGACGACUCUGCAGAAGACGAUGACGACGAUGACUCGGACAUUGACGACUGGGAGCCUCGUCAGCGGUUCAACCCUCACAACCUCUGGUGCGAGGAGUGCAAUGACUCCAACCCCUCGGAGUGUCUGAACCACGGGCCCCUGCACCCCAUCCCAAACCGGCCGGUAAUGUCCAGGGCCCGUGCCAGCCUGCCACUGGUCCUCUACAUCGACCGCUUCCUGGGAGGGGUCUUCUCCAAGAGACGGAUCCCCAAGCGCACCCAGUUCGGCCCCGUGGAUGGACCCCUGGUGCCCCAGAGCGAGCUACAGGACAACUACAUUCACCUGAAACUUUGCGUGCUGGAUGCGGAAAAAGACGGCAAGAAGUCUGAGGACACGUGGCUGGACCUGUCUGACGAGGACAGCUGCAACUGGAUGAUGUUCGUGCGGCCCGCCAAGAACCACCUGGAGCAGAACCUGGUGGCGUACCAGUAUGGCGCCGACAUCUUCUACACCACCAUCAAGAACAUCGAGUCCAAGCAAGAGCUUAAGGUGUGGUAUGCAGCCUCGUAUGCAGAGUUUGUCAACCAGAAGCUCCACAGUGUUACUGAAGAAGAGAGAAAAGUUCUGCGGGAACAGGAGAAGAACUGGCCGUGCUAUGAAUGCAGCCGGCGCUUCGUGAGCUCCGAGCAACUCCAGCAGCAUCUCAACAUGCACGACAACAUGCUCCACUCUGCGAGCAGGCCCAGAGGGCGCGGCCGGGCCAGGGGCAGGAAGCGAUUUGGGACGGGGAGGAGGCCAGGGCGACCGCCUAAAUUCAUACGUUUGGAUGCGGUGGUUGAAGAUGACACAGACAGGACGACGGAGAUGCUGAAUCCGGCCGAGGCGCAGCCGCUGGAUGAGCCAACGGAGGCGGCUCACAAUGGCGUAGAGGUGACCGUUUCGGAGCCGGACACAGAGGCGGAUGGCCCAACGAUGUCCCUAGCGGGGGAACCCUCUGCUGCCCAGCCCUCCGAUGUGGACCUGCCGCUCCAGACCAAGGAGGAUCCCGUGCAGAGUGACCAGUCGGACGCUCAGCUCUCGUCUCCGGAUGUGCGACGCUUGAAAAGGAUGCGGACUGCUGCGCUGCAGCAUCACUUCAUCCGAAAGAGCUUCCGCCCCUUCAAGUGCAAACACUGCGACAAGGCCUUCCGCGACAAGGACAAGCUGGACCAGCACCUGCGCGUGCAUGGCCGCGACACCUUCGUCUUCCCGUGCCACCUGUGCAGCAAGACGUUCAUGACCGACACGGCGCUGGACGACCACCUGCUGGUUCACACUGAGAAUCGCACGUAUGCGUGUCUGCUGUGCGCCGAGACCUUCGACAGGCUCGACGCACUUCGGGACCACAUCGAGGUGCACGCUGUGGACGGCACCUUCACCUGCCCGUCCUGUAAGAAGACCUUUCCCGACUUCAUCCAGGUGAAGAAGCACAUCCGCUGCUUGCAUUCCGAGAAGAUCUUCCAGUGCCCAAACUGCGAGAAGGGCUUCUGCCGGCCGGACAAGCUGCGCCUGCACAUGCUGCGCCACUCAGAUCGCAGGGACUUCCUGUGCUCUACAUGCGGCAAGCAGUUCAAGCGGAAAGAUAAGCUGCGGGAGCACAUGCAGCGUAUGCACAAUCCUGAGCGCGAGGCCAAGAAGGCCGAGCGGGUCCACCGCUCCAAAAACCACAAAAUGAAGGCGCCCACUACAGACUUUGAGAGCUUUAUGUUUAAAUGCAGGCUGUGCAUGAUGGGAUUCCGACGCAGAGGAAUGCUGGUCAAUCAUUUGUCCAAGCGUCACCCUGAGAUGCGCGUUAACGACGUCCCCGAGUUGACGCUGCCCAUCAUCAAGCCCAACAGAGACUACUUCUGCCAGUAUUGUGACAAGGUGUACAAGAGUGCCAGUAAGAGGAAGUCGCAUAUACUGAAGAACCACCCGGGGUCAGAGUUGCCGCCCAGCAUCCGGAAGCUCCGUCCGGCCGCACCCGGCGAACCGGACCCCAUGCUGACCACGCACACGCAGCUGGCCGGCACCACUGCCUUUGCGCCCGUCUGCUGCCCGCACUGCGCCAAGCAGUACAGCAGCAAGACUAAGAUGGUGCAGCACAUACGGAAGAAGCAUCCAGAGUUUGCCCAGCUCGUCAACACCAUCCAAGCUCCGCUGGCGACGGCCGUCAUCAGCAGCACGCCUGCUGUCAUUAGCGCGGACGGCGCUGCCGCUGAGGCUGUCGUGACCACCGACCUGUUAACGCAGGCCAUGACGGAGCUCUCCCAGACGCUGACUACAGACUACAGAACAGCACAAGGAGACUACCAGAGGAUCCAGUACAUCCCCGUGUCCCAGGCAGGAGCUAGUUUGUCGCAGCCGCAGCACAUUCAACUGCAAGUGGUUCAGGUGGCGCCGGCUUCCUCUCCGCAUUCCCAGCAGCAGACUGUGGAUGUCGGUCAACUGCACGACCCGCACGGUUAUAGCCAGCACUCCAUCCAGGUGCAGCACAUCCAAGUCACGGAGCCCUCGGCCUCUGGACAAGGUGUCACUCAGGUGACGGGUCAGCCUCUAAGCCCCAACUCCCAACAGACCAAUCAGGAGUUGAGCUCGGGCCAGCUGACCCCUGUGACGCUGGGUCAGAACCACAGUCUCCAGGGCGGUGGUCCUCCUCAACAACAGCAGCAGCAGCAGCAGCAACAGCAGCAGCAGCAGGGGGCGGUUCAACAUGCCUACAUACCCGGCAACUGGAACUACCGAGGCUACCCAGCCUCCGAGAUCCAAAUGAUGACGUUGCCCCACGCGCAGUACGUCAUCGCCGAGGCCCCCACGCCCGUGACUGGAGCCAACAGCAACCAGGUGAAAACGACGCACUACGUCAUCUCUGAAGGUCAGACGGAACUGGACACCAAGCCUUCGGGUCCCGCCAGCUCGGGUCUGGACCCCGGCGAACACUUGGAGCCGCCGGCGAGUCAGCAAGCCACCACGCAGUACAUCAUCACCACCACCACAAACGGCAGCGGUGCCAGCGAGGUCCACAUCACCAAACCCUAAAACUCCCUGAACUUUGACCCCUCGUUUCCGCUCCACUCCCACAACUUUUCCUACCCGUCGGCGGUUUUUAAGCAUGCGGACUAAAAGCAAACAAAGACUUGAUGAAUUUAAAAGACAAAAUGAAGACCAGCACAGUUUUAUGUGUAUGUAAAGUGUCAUUAUGUUGUUGUUGACGUGUCACACGCUGCUAGAAAACUCAAUGAAUGACAAGUAUCAACAUUUACAGCUUUCUGAACAUGACCUGCUCAAGUGUAAAGAGAUCCUUUUUAUUCUGUUUGAAGUAGUCAGAAAAGUCAUUUGUGAACUGUGACAGAAAAUGAAAUUCUUCCAGUUUAAUAGCACAGUUGUCGUGUUUUUAUCCCAAACUGGUCUAUUUACAGUGUUCUUCUCCCAUAUGGAACUCUAUCGUUCGUGCCACUGCUAUUUGGCAGAAUGUUUGUGGGAAGCAUACAGUAUAACGGAAAUCUGCGGUUUAUAGCAAUAGUUUUUUAUAGGUUUACGGCUAACCAGUUUGCAUGUGGGAAAGGAGAGCCACAGAUGCCAACACUUUUUAGCUGUUUAUUUAAUGCCAAGACAAGAGGAAAACACAUAAAACACAAUGAUUAAAAUCACAUAGAUGCUGCUGUCAGCCUCAGCUCACCCCCAGACACUCGUGCCAACAGGCCCCGCCUCUUAAAGGCAUUUAAUCUAAGAGACUAAAGGCCUUUUCACACUGCAAUGUGCACCUGUUUACGUCUCCAUGGUAACAUACAUACACUAAGACUAAAUAAGGAGCACUUUGAAGGAGGAGGGGCAGACCUACACAAUCACCAGCCUUUUCAUUGGAUUCAUCUACUGUACCAUCCCAAUGCCUUUACCAAGAUCAUGCUAAUAUUAUGAUAUAUAUAUUUGGGGUAUUACUGCAGGUGAAGUUUGGAGGCACUGCAUCAUCCAUCCAUCCAUCCAUUUUCUGAGCCGCUUCUCCUCACUAGGGUCGCGGGCGUGCUGGAGGCUAUCCCAGCUGUCAUCGGGCAGGAGGCGGGGUACACCCUGAACUGGUUGGCACUGCAUCAUACUGAGGCAAAAUAUGUACUUGAGUGCAAACUAAAACCACAACAUUCAUCCAUUUUCUGAACCGCUAAUCCUCAAUAGGGUCGGGGGCCUAUCCACACCUAUCUUCGUGCGAGAGGCGGGGUAAACCCUGAACUGGUCGCCAGCCACUCGCAGGGCACAUAUAAACAACCAUUCACGCUCACGUUCACACCUACGGGCAAUUUACAGUCUUCAAUUAACCUACCAUGCAUGUUUUUGGGAUGUGGGAGGAAACCGGAGUACCCGGAGAAAACUCACACAGGCACGAGGGGUACAUGCAAACUCCACACAAGCGAGGCCGGAUUUGAAUCCCGGUCCUCAGAACUGUGAGGCGGAUGUACUAAGCAGUUGUUCACUGUGCUGCACAACCACAACAAUACAUGUUAAAUCAAUAAUUCUAUUACAGUGUCAACAAUUA